AAUUAAUAUAAUAUUAAGUAAAACAAAAAAAACAGGAGGAAGAGCCAAAAAGAAAAACUAAAUUAAUUAAUUAAGAAUGAGCAAAAUUUCAUCCGAAUUCUUGAAGAACACCAUUACCCAAAUGUUGUCUGAUAGAAAGAAAAGAGAAUUCACUGAAACUGUUGAACUCCAAAUCGGUUUAAGAGAUUACAACCCCGAUAAGGAUAAACGUUUCACCGGCUCGAUCAAGUUACCUAACAUGCCCUACCCUAACAAAAAGAUCGCUAUCAUCGGUACCAUGAGACACUGCGAAGAAGCUAAGGCUGCUGGUAUUGCUUGCAUUGACACUGAAGGUCUUAAGAAGUUCAACAAGGAACCCAAGCUCAUCAAGAAGUGGUUCAAGCCCUAUGACACCUUACUUUGUUCUGAAACCCUCAUGAAGCAACUCCCCAAGCUCUGCGGUAACGUCUUGUCCAAGAUUGGUAAGUUCCCCAUCUCCAUCACUGAAGGUGAAUCCGUCGUUGCUAAGGUCAAGGAAUUAUAAUCUACCGUCAGAUUCCAACUUAAGAAGGUCGUCUGUCUCGCUACCGCCGUUGCCACCGACGCUUUGACUGAAGAACAAAUCAGACAAAACAUCAACAUGUCUCUUAACUUCUUAGUCUCUCUUUUGAAGAAGGGCUGGUAAAAUCUCAAGACUGUCCACAUUAAGACCACCAUGUCUAAGUCUUACAGAAUCUUCGGUUGAUUUGCUGACAGCUAGAGCGUAUUUUUGUUAGUGAGUUAGGCAUAAUGGGUAAUACACCUCCAGUCUUUUCAUAUUAGAUAUUUAAAUUAUUAGGUAAAUGAAGGAUAAUUUUUAUCUUAACAUCGAUCCUACAAAAAUCAGACUGAAGCGUAAGCCAAUAUUACUUUUUUCUUUCUAUUAUACUAACAAACUAACAAUUAACUUAUAAAUGUAAAUCUUUAUUUGUAUACAACUAAUGUGUAUUAAUAUUUAUAUUUAAACAAACUCCUAUUAUCAAAUUUCCUAUAU
Tetrahymena thermophila SB210 is the source of this 1012-nucleotide messenger RNA. Its product is annotated as 50S ribosomal protein L1P. Lineage: Eukaryota; Ciliophora; Oligohymenophorea; Hymenostomatida; Tetrahymenidae. Gene Ontology annotation, biological process: translation. Gene Ontology annotation, molecular function: structural constituent of ribosome; RNA binding. The record is from RefSeq and is a predicted model, not a curated record. The transcript has 2 exons. Gene Ontology annotation, cellular component: large ribosomal subunit.